UCGUUCCUCCCUCCUCCCUCCUCUUUUCCAUCACUUUGCCCCGUCUUUUCCUCCUCUCUCCUCUCAGCUGUGGAUGUCCUCCUCACUUACAGUAUGGACUCGGGAGGGGAAGGAGGAGAGGGCUGGAUGGAGGAUCAGUGGGAGAAAUGGUUGACCCAUGACAUAAGCCUGGAUGAGUUUGAAGAUGACGACCUGUCGGAGAUUACAGAGAUCACAGACGAGCGAGGGCUGAGCCUCAACUGUAACGGGCCGGAUAUAAAGGGCCAUGUGAGGCGAGCGACCAAUAGCAUGUCGGGGAGGGCGGAGCUAGGCGCCGUCGGCCAGCUCCAGGCAGAGAUGCUGCAUUUGGACCUCAUCGACGGUGCUGACGGUUACCGCGCCGACAAAGAGUCCUCCAAGGCGUCCGCCGUAGCACCUCUGCCAGUCAGCAAAGACCCUGCCGCACCUGUUACCAUGGAUACCUACCGGCCCAAGAGACCCACGACCCUUAACCUGUUCCCGAUCGUGCCACGCACACAGGACACACUAAACAAUAACUCCUUCGGGAAGAAAUACAGCUGGCAGGAGAAAGUUUCAGGCUCGUCUUCGCCUCUAAAAACAGGUGAGCUAACGCCUCCUCGUGAGCAUAGCUGCCUGAGCGACGAGGACAAGCUGCAGGGCGGUGGCGCUCAGACCAAAGACCGGGGCACGUCCACCGACGCCCCCUGCAGGCACAGCCACACCUCUGGACACUCGCACGGAUCAGCCGCGUCGGCUGGAACUCGCUCCAAAGUCCAGGAGAAGCCUCCUGCUCCUCCUCCGCCACAGAACUACACCCCUGCUCCUCUGUAUCCGGCGGCGAAGGUGGAUGGAGGCAGCCACCGGGAGAGGAUCCGCUACCACACAGAUGUACGACUAGAGCCCACAGAGGAGAUCUACCUGACUCCAGUGCAGCGUUCCGCGGACCCCCUCGACCCCCCCGGAGUCCAAGACCGACCAUUCCUCUCACAGCAGAACGAGCAGGGCCGUAUGUCCAUCAGCUCUGACACAGAGGGCCCACCCCCUUACCAGCCCCUCCCAGACCGGACCAACCCAUCCAUCUACGAGGAGGAUGAGGUCUACGUCCCCCCACCGUCUUACGCAUCAUGCGUGGAGUCCCUCAUAACCCCGCCCAGCACAACUCACUCCUCCCUCGCUUUGGACCUCAGCUUGAGGGGGGCGGGGUCAGGCCUGCUGAGGGCGGGGUCUUCGGUGGAGUACGUGGAUGCGACCGAUGAGAGCUACUGCGGUGAGGACGAGGACGUGGACCGGGUAAUAAUGGACGGGAGGAUGAGGAAAGGGGGAGGGAAGGGGGAUGGGGUAGGCGGGCUAAGAACGGCUCCACUCAGAACUUCCAUGAGCUCGGAGGCCAGCGGGCUUUCGUACGACUCAGUCAAAUACACUCUGGUGGUGGACGAGCACGCUCAGCUGGAGCUGGUCAGUCUGAGGCAGUGUUACCAAGGUUACAGCGACGAUAGCGACUCGGCCACCAUCUACGACAACUGUGUGUCAUCUCCGUACGAGUCGGCCAUCGGGGAGGAGUACGAGGAGGAGGACGAGGAUGAGGAUGGAGCUCGGAUGGGAGGAGUGAGGAGGGAAGCGACGGCAUGUCUGUCUGAGGACUCGACUCCAGAGGCCGACCUGCACUUCUCCAAAAAGUUCCUCAACGUCUUCAUGAAUGGACGCUCUCGUUCUUCCAGUGCAGAGUCUUUCGGCUUAUUCUCCUGUGUCAUUAAUGGAGAGGAGAGGGACCAGAGCCAUAGAGCCGUCUACAGGUUUGUUCCUCGACACGAUGACGAAUUGGAGCUAGAGGUGGAUGACCCUCUGCUGGUGGAGGUGCAAGCAGAGGAUUACUGGUACGAGGGCUACAACAUGCGAACCGGGGCCCGGGGCAUCUUCCCAGCUUAUUAUGCCAUAGAGGUCACCAAGGACACAGAGAACUACAAAGAAAAAAGCAGUGAAUGGAUGGAUAGAUACCGGCUGAAGUUCUUGGGCUCAGUCCAGGUGCCGUACCACAAAGGGAAUGAUGUUCUAUGCGCAGCUAUGCAGAAGAUUGCCACAAAUAGACGGAUGACGGUGAAAUACAACCCGCCAUCGUCCUGCAUCGUGGAGAUCAGUGUGAAAGGAAUCAAGUUAUCGGUUCAGGAGGAUUAUUACGCCUGUGACAGAAGUAAUGAAUGCAAUCACUUCUUCCAGUUAAAGAACGUCUCCUUCUGUGGCUAUCACCCCAAAAACAGCAAGUAUUUCGGUUUCAUCACUAAACAUCCAGCAGACCAGAGAUUCGCCUGCCAUGUAUUUGUGUCUGAAAACUCAACUAAACCCCUCGCAGAGUCAGUAGGGAAAGCCUUCCAGAUGUAUUAUAAAGAGUUUGUGGAGUUCUCGUGCCCUACAGAGGACAUCUACCUGGAAUAGCCCCGCCCUGCCUUCAGCCUGUACAGCACACUGUAUCAUAACAUAAAGAUGCAUGAAGGACAGAAAUAUCUUUAAAACAAAAGAAAACUUAAAAAAAUUAACACAUCUAAAUAAAACGCAGGAGGAGAAGGAAGCAAGAAGGACCGAAGAAACGAGCCAAAGGAGGAGAGGAAAUAUGCAAAAUGGAGUCGGUGAUGAAGUAGUGAUCACGGGCUGUCCAUGGAAAGCACAACGUCGUAUCGCCACAGCCUUGGCAGCGCUAGUUAGCCUGUAGCAUCACGGUCACAGCGGACGGACCUGAGAGACGACGGCGAUCACAUGAUGACCUUAACGUUUAGCGAGAAGACUGAGUAACUACAAAAUAACACCCUCACACUGAAAAUGUAGAGUAACCAAAAAUAUCAGUAAAUUUAAUCCCUGUAGCACAAAAUGAAGAAUCCACCGGUGGAACAGCUGAAGGUGAUGUUCUCUGCAGGUUUGGGUUUUAAACUCUUACCGCAGCAGAUUCACAGACAAGUAUUUUCACCAACAAAAACAAAAGUCAACGCCAAGAUCUGGAUCCGGUGUCACAGAGUAGGAUUGUGGGGUUGGCAAGGUAAUUCUGGUUCAACCCAAAUUGUCAAAAUAAAGAAUAGUCAUGUAGAAAGUUGCUAAAACCAUCUCAUACGUUUUAAUAUAUCAUAAACUCUGGAUCUUACAUAAGAAAAGGAAUGAAAUAGUUAAGAGUAGGGCUGAUAUGGACAUGUUAUCAUGAUUAAAGUGAUCAAUAUCAGCCAUUAUUGAUGAUCAAUGUCAAAUUAUUGUUUUUUCUUAUUAUUAGGUUGGUUUUUGGUCCUGAGUGAAAGUUGAAAAGGCCGGAUUAUUUGUGGUUUCUUCAACUCUUAGCACUAACAGACAAUUGAAAAUUAUAUGUAAAAUAACGUUGAGAACAUAACAUGUAACUUUACAUUGUGAUAAAAAAUUAUCACAAUAAUCAUAUCUAAUCAUAUACUAUAAACUUCUAUCAUGAUAACUGUAUUAGCGUUUUAUCACCCAGCCCUACUAAUGAGUAAGUUAUAUAUUUUUUUUUUAAAAAAGACAAUAAAAUGAUGCUUGUGCUCGUUUUGAUGAUGGGUCUCAAAUCAGACAUAAAUAGUGGUUAAAGCCUCCGUGAGCCACUGGGUUGUGGACAUUUGAAACCUUGAGUUUUACAUGAACGCUACCAUCUUGUUACUUUGAAACAGGAGUGCCCGUAUUUGGAAAAGUGGGCGGAGCUAAGAAAGAACAAGGGGUGAAACUUGGAAUGCUAAGCCUAAUCCAAAUUUCCUGAAAACAUAGACUGUGCUGGCAAUUAGCCUAACAUUUACAUGUGAAAUGCCAGCUACUU
This is a messenger RNA of Sphaeramia orbicularis (orbiculate cardinalfish), 3796 nucleotides long. RefSeq names its product mitogen-activated protein kinase 8 interacting protein 1b (gene mapk8ip1b). Gene Ontology annotation, molecular function: JUN kinase binding; MAP kinase scaffold activity. Lineage: Eukaryota; Metazoa; Chordata; Actinopteri; Kurtiformes; Apogonidae. Bases 94 to 2430 code for a protein of 778 amino acids. The record is from RefSeq and is a predicted model, not a curated record. Gene Ontology annotation, biological process: regulation of JNK cascade; JNK cascade. The transcript has 13 exons. Gene Ontology annotation, cellular component: cytoplasm.